Messenger RNA from Prorocentrum cordatum, 2144 nucleotides. The record is from the annotation of a GenBank genome assembly. NCBI's taxonomy places the organism in Eukaryota, Dinophyceae, Prorocentrales, Prorocentraceae.
AGGGGAAAGCCAGGGGAGAUGCGGGUACCGAGACCGACGCCCUUCCUCCGUUUUCGUUUGUGGUUCAAGGGCACGGGGUACCUCUCCGAAGGAGUAGCCGCAGCAAUCCAUGCUGAGCGUACCACUUCGUCAUACUUGUGUGGAACAAAGUUUUCAAUUCUAGACUCGGAGGGAGGAUGGGGUCGCUCCGAAACCAGGUCGGGGAGAUCGCGAAGGAGAACGAAGCCAAUGAGGACGCAUGCGGAACAGAUACAGACACAGAUGAAUGUAGCGAAACAGCUGCAGAUACAUGUCGCGGGCGACGGCUGAAUCCUGCCAGCGUGUUUGUACGUUUAUUUAUUGCGGUCACGCUUGCCGUGUGUUUCGCGGGCGCUCUGAGAAGCAUCAUCUUCGACGAUUCACGUACUGGCGAAGCCAUCAUUGCGAAAAACAGUGUACUGAAGAGCCUUCAGUUGCAAGCAUGCCCGAUCAAAGAGGCGUGCGAGUGCAUAGAGAGCGUGCCAACAUUCCACCGGGCACCGUGUGCUAGGGACAUUACCCCCCCCCUCCAUGAUACCCACAUGUUUGGAGAAUAUUACUCCAGGCGCUCUUGGUUGGGAAGGGAAUAUCCAGGAUUCCAAAGGUGAUUUCGAGUGCACUUUCAUGAAGCCUCCAGAGCGCCGGAAGCUCGAACGGGAAGCCCAAACGUGUUUGGAGCCACACCGGGGAGGGGAUGGCAAUAAGAGCGCAAUGUUUGUAUUUGGGGAUUCUCAUGCACGUAUGUUGCUCGUUGGGCUCCGCCAGAGAUUCGAUGACUACCUGUCCGUCCAUUUCCUUUGCGUGUCCGGCUCUUGGUGUAGUGCGUUUCACUCCUUGCGGGGCCAUGCAACUAAGGUUCCAUGCGACAACUACGAUAAGGUUGUGAAGGAGUCCCUUCGCCGUUUGCUGCGCCCUGGUGAUAUCGUCAUCUUCAGCAAUUUUGAUCGUCACGCGGCCAGGCACGGCGAGAAUCAUAUCAAUGCAUCGUUAGAGCGGAUGGUGACCAGGAUCGGGGAGCUCCACAAGAUUGUGCAUUCGCAAGGUGCGAACUUGGUGUUAGUGGGAUCUCCACCGCGUAUAGGGUGUGGUGCGAGGUACUUAUUAAAGUGCUCCGUUGGGCAGCAUGGCAGCAUGCCGUGUGGAACCUGUGAUGUUGAGGUGACAGCGUCCGAGCUAGACCACAAGCCUUUAAAGGAUACUUACACCCGUUUAGCAAGCGCGUCAGAUAGUAUAAUGUUUUUUGACAUCCAUGCGCUUCUCUGCGACAACGUUACUUCUGGUGCGAUGAUUCCUGGAACUCGUGUGAUGGGGCACCGUGAUGCCCACCAUCUCACUCGAGCGGCUUCCAUCUACUUGGCGCAAUUCCUGUGUUCCGCUCUGGGCAGAGCUGGCUGGAUGCCCAAAUACUUGCACUGAUGCUGUGGGACCAAGACAUCUUUGGCGUAUUGUGUGCCUUCUUCCUGGGCGCCAGUUUCGCGGCACUUGUGUGGAGGUGCAGUGCGACGGUGGCCGUAGAGAAGACGUGAGUUCGGCGUCUUCAUGGGUCCUCUAGGCUCACUGGCCAGGCCCUGACGGUAGGGCCUCUUGUACCUCCUCUUCUCCUCAUUCCUCUCUCCUUCACCUCAGUUGUGUUUUUUGUAAUCAUUCGAUCCCGCCCGUGGGGGGCGACGCUGCGAGUGUUGCCGGCACUGCCUGAUAGGUGCACGCAUACGCGGGAGUUUUGUUCUUCUCGCGUCGGUGUGGGACAUUUCUUCUGGCGUGUACAGCGAAGUGAAGGAUGGCUUAUGCAGGUGCGAGCUGCACGAUCUUGUCUGGCCUCUUCCAUCUUCGGCUCUCCUCCCCAUUGGGUAGUAUUCUUCGCUGGCCAGGCGUUCACCCCUUGUGCGCUGCGGAGCAACGGCACUGGGAUGUUCAGCAGCGCUCGCGAGCAACUUUUUCGUCGCGUCGAUGGAGAAACCAUCGUUUUUUGCCAUGCGAUGUCCAGGCCUUUUGCUGUCUGUGCCCUGCCUGCCAGAACUACCUGGCAGGUGCACCCCUGAGAUAGUCAAAGGUGCGGACCUCGGGGCCUGUUAGCGCCCGGGGCCAAAGGCUGCGGAAUACAUAAUGUAAAUGAAAUUCGCCAAAAA